Molecule: messenger RNA, 1361 nt
Organism: Plodia interpunctella (Indianmeal moth)
Lineage: Eukaryota; Metazoa; Arthropoda; Insecta; Lepidoptera; Pyralidae
Exons: 9
Coding region: 107-1030 (307 amino acids)
Source: RefSeq, a predicted model, not a curated record
GUUAUUUUUUGAUAAGCUCCCAUACAUGGUGUUUACAACGCACGGACAGACAUACAUAUAAACAGCGCACGAGUCCCGCGGCACAUUUCCUGCGAGCGACUGGCGCAUGCGCGUGUUUCCCGCGCUAAUAUUGUUUUUCAAGAUGGCUUUCCGUAUUUACCUGUUAUCUUGCCUAUGUCUGGCUGUGAGCGCGGCGCCCCCUUCCCAACAGCAACUCUACCAGCAACAUGCACCUGCGCAGCUUCAACAAAUAAAUCCUUACGAUUACUAUUUGGCAAAUCAAGAAGUUCCAAACUAUCUAUAUAGUCAACCUCAACAAAAACAAGUCAAUCAAAAUUCAGACUCAAACGGCGCUCCCUCGAGACUGGAGACCUUGGAGCCCGACAGCGAAGUCGAGCUGAUUCCUGGAGCUCAAUCCCCUCAGCAACCACCGCAACAGAAUCCAGUGUCCCCAAAUAUCCCAGGCCUGGCCCCGGGACAGCGAGUGUUCAUCGUGCACAUGCCCGUUCCAGGAUACAGACCAGGAACUAUUGGAGGAUACCAGCCAGUUUACAUAGUGGCUGCAGCUCCACAGGGCAACAACGCUUAUCCUGCUAAUGGCUACCAAAACGCCAUCUUGCUGGAUCCCACAACAGGACAAGCAGUGAUAUCCCCUCUGUUGGGUUACCCCAGGCAGUUCGGGAUUGGUCAGGGUGCUAUUGGUCAGGGAGCCAACCCAAACCUCUUGGGACCAUUAGUGAACAGACCCUUUGAAUACGGCUACCAAGAACCAGUGUACGCUUACCAACCAGGAUCUGGUCCCCAGGUGCCUCAAGCGCCGGAGGGAGUGAGAAGCUCGGUGCGUUUAAACCAGUACGUGGGGUUGCAGGGAACCAACCUAGGAAAUAACCCUAGAUCGGAGAACAACGAAGCAGAAGCAGCAGCCCUCAGUGAACAAAAGAAACAGGCUACCGAUAGCAACGAAACUAAGGAACGUAUAGAAGAGAGACGCAGGCCUACUACGGCGCAACAAAUUCGGAAUAAAGUCUAGAAUGUGGAGCUAAACUAACUAACGUUAUUUAUUGUUGAGCCAUGAAAACAAAUGAUCAAAUAUAUCAUUAAACUAGAAAAAGAUGCUCAGUUCUGAGGAAUUUCUUGGGCACAUUCCCUGUUGAAAAUACGAUAUACUAUUGUAUUCGCAAUUAGAAACUUUUACUCGUAUAAUAAAACGGAGGUUUGACUGAAGUUCUUUGACGACGUAAAAUAAAUUAUAAUGUCAAAAUUAUUUUAAAUUAUGCGAAAUAUUGUUCACCUGAUAAACGUUAUAAUGAUCUAUGUAUCAUCAGAUCAAAUAAUAAUAAAAAAAAAUUUAAAAAUUGUCA